Debaryomyces tyrocola is the source of this 1470-nucleotide messenger RNA. The record is from the annotation of a GenBank genome assembly. NCBI's taxonomy places the organism in Eukaryota, Fungi, Ascomycota, Pichiomycetes, Serinales, Debaryomycetaceae.
AUGGGUAAAACAACAGAAAAAACGAAGUAUUCCGAUUUGCUGACUACUUUAAUAGCCCAAGAUAUUUUAACAAGUUCGUCUUCACAACCAAUCUACCUAUCGUCGGUUGAAGUAAUCGGUGGAGAAACUUUUUCAAGUGACUUUUUCAAGAAGUUAUUGGGCCCAUUGGUUGAAACAAGUGAUUACACGUUAAACCAAUUGGUUGAAAAUAUUACGGUUUCACGCGACAGAUUGGUUAAAGCAGAUGUUUUUAAAAGUAUUGGUGUUUCUUUACAUUCGGAUUAUUCAGCCUCAAUCCCGCGUGUCCUUAAAUAUAAUAAGGACCAGCUGAUUCCUACGAAGGUGAUUUUUGAUGUAGAGGCUUCCAACUUGAAUGCAGGUGAUGGUUUUUUGAAUUUAAAUAAUGGCGAUAAUUUGAAUGUCAAUUUGAACUAUUUAAAUAACAAUUUCAAUGAAAAUGCCGAAUCUGUCAACUUUGGAGUUAAUUAUAAUCCAUAUAAACCAAAUCAACAUUUAAUAGCAAAUGCUAAAUUUUUGGCUAAUUUAAACGAUCCAUCGUUGAAAUUUUUAUUUGAUUUAUUUAACACCCACCAGAAUAAUCAAACAUGGCAACAAGCAUCGGAAAAAACAACAGGUGGAUUGAUUGGUUUACAAUAUACUAAUAGAAUUAAGAACUUGUACCUUUUGACAGGUCUUUCAUUAGCUAAAAGGACCAUUCACGAUAUCAGAGAUGGUGCACCAGACGAAUUAAAAUACUUCUCAGGAGACUACUUAAAGUCCUCAAUUGUGAAUCAAUUGGUGUAUUCAAAUGUAUCGUUCUUGAAUAAUAUUACUAAGAAUUUUCCAAUUAGUGGUUAUAAUGUAACACUUUCAAGUGAAAUUUCUUCUAAUCAAGAACAAGAUAAUAUCGAGCAUCAAACAGGAUUUGGUAAAUCUACAAUUUCCACUAAUUUAUUUACGUCAUUCGCCAAUAACAAUUUCACUGCUCAUUUAUUUAAUGAUUUUGGUGGUAUUUAUUCUCCAUCUUCGAACUCUGUUCAUGUUUCCGAUAGAUUCUACUUAGGUGGAUUUAAUUCAUUUAGAGGUUUUAGCAAGAAUAGUAUAAAUACUUCAGGUGGCUCUCAAUUUUUCAGGUUGGGACUUACUUUAUAUGCUAAAGUUCCUUCAUUUAUUUAUUCAACUCACAAAAAUGCUGCUGCAAAUAUCCCUUCAUUAGAGGAUGGUAUAGGUUACGAAGCAAAUCCAUUGAGAUUAUAUACCACUGGAUCAGUUGGAAAUGUAAGUAAUAACAUUCUUCUGGAUAAAAGUGUUGCUUCGAGUAUUGGAUGUGGUCUUAAAUAUAUCAAUCAUUGGGCUAAUUUUGAUAUUGGCUAUUAUUUAGCUCAGAGACAUGAUUCUGACAGCUCGAUUGGAAUUAAGGAUGGUUUCCAGUUUUCGGUUUCUAUUGGUGGAUCAAAUCGUAAUGUUUAA